Messenger RNA from Diachasma alloeum, 3516 nucleotides. RefSeq lists its product as uncharacterized. The transcript is spliced from 4 exons. The record is from RefSeq and is a predicted model, not a curated record. The coding region runs from base 1 to 3516 and encodes 1171 amino acids. NCBI's taxonomy places the organism in Eukaryota, Metazoa, Arthropoda, Insecta, Hymenoptera, Braconidae.
AUGAGAAAGCAGAGAACAUCAACCACGAAACUCACCAAGGAGAAGCAGAUCAACAAGACACUCAAGCAGUGGGAACUAAAGCUGGGAGACUCAAAGGAUUUCCCGAGCCUUAAGGAGUUCGUGGCGUUCAUCGAGGCCUGCGGCAGAGGGAUCAACGCAGGUGCCAAGCUGCUAUCAUCAAAGGAAAUCAACGCAGCCACGAAGAAGUCAGCUCCAAUAAAGAAAAGGAGCACCUAUACAGCAGCAACUCACCAGCAGGAACUUAAGGAGCCAGAAAGACAACUCCCUAGGAACUGCUUGCCACACACGAAGGCCAAGUGCACGUCGGACAAGAAGUGCCACAAAUGUAGCAGAUAUCACCACACUCUCAUCCAUGGAGGGAGUUCAUGGACGAUGAGCCCGCCUCCAGCCGGACGCACUCCAGCUNGCGAGCAAGUCACACAAGAAGAGGAACUGCCAAGAAAAAAUGAGACAGUUACAACGAAGCCAAUCACCACUCCUGAGGAAACCAAGAGUCCAAGUGGAGCGUCAAGAUCAAAGGAGCCCGCUCAACGAAAAUCAACGCCUGCAACUUCAAGAACAGCACUCACCAUGCAACAGGAAGGUCAAUUAAGACUAUUANACCCGUCUAGACUGCCGGAACAUCCAGGCAGCAAGAGGAUCAAGGGAACAGUGAAAUCCAGUACAUCACCACCAGUAGCAGUGAACUUCAACAACAAAAUGAUCAAUGAGAAAGCAGAGAACAUCAACCACGAAACUCACCAAGGAGAAGCAGAUCAACAGUCAGUGCUGUUGGCAACAGCACGAGUAAAAGUAAUAUCACCGAGAGGAUUCACGACAAAAGCCAGAGCACUCAUCGACCAGGGUUCAGAGGUAUCGUUUAUCUCCGAACAAUUAGUUAAUCAACUGCAUUUACAGAGAAGAGCAUCAACAGUGGAGCUAGUGGGAAUUGGUGGAAUUAAUUCAGGAUACACCAGAGGAAUAUUUUCAGUCACUCUACAAUCGAACAGUGGAACUCAUCAACUGCAACUCAAUGCCCACAUUCUAAAGAAGCUCACCGCAAUAAUUCCGUCAUUUUCAUGCUCAUCAGCGAGGAUCGGCUCACUUCAGAAUCUUCAGCUAGCCGAUCCCCAUUAUCUAAGGCCUGGACCAAUUGACAUCAUACUAGGGGCUGACAACUAUGGGCGGAUCAUCAUGGAUGAAGUUGUCAAGUCAGACCAAUCGAGAGUAGUUGGCCAACGCACAGUAUUCGGUUGGAUACUAUCCGGUCCAAUCGAAUGCACAAAUUGUUCAAUAAAGGUAUCUCUAUCAGCUGUACGAGAAUCUUCGAAUGAACAACUUCUAGAGCUUUUCCAGAAAUUUUGGGUCCAGGAAGAACUGCCAAACGAGAGAUCAUCAACAUCAGAGCUUUCACCAGAUGAGUACGAGUGCGAAAUGAACUUUAGAGCAACUCAUAGCAGAGACAACACCGGGCGAUACAUCGUGAGACUGCCCCUCAAAACUUCAGCAGCAGCGCUCGGAGAAUCGAAAUUCAAAGCAGCACGUCAACUCAAAUCGAUCGUGAGUCGACUCAACACAGAUCAAGCAUACUCCCAGUUGUACAGAGAGUUCAUCAACGAGUACGCAGCACUAGGGCACAUGAGAAUAGCACCAGAGACUCCAGAACCCGUGCCAGCUUACUAUCUACAACAUCACGGGGUACUGAGAGAGGAAGCCAUCACAACGAAGCUGAGAGUCGUAUUCAAUGGCUCCAGCCCCAGUUCAUCAGGUAUGUCAAUUAACGAUAUACUGUAUUCUGGUGAAAAAUUACAGAACGAUGCAAUGGUUAUCCUGACUUGGAUGAGAAGGCACAGGCUCGUGUUUGGCACGGAUAUUGUAAAGAUGUUCCGCCAAAUACGAGUUCACCAAGAUGACUGGGAUCUUCAGAGAAUACUGUGGAUCGACGAGAAUCAACAACCAGUCACCUACCAGUUAACGACAGUCACCUAUGGACUAAAUUGUUCUCCAUGGUUGUCAUUAGGUGUUCUUCAACAACUAGCAGAAGAUGAAGGGCACCCCUUCCCAGCAGCAGUAGAGACACUCACCAAAGGUCGUUACGUUGACGACAUUUACGGCGGUGCAGAGACAGAAGAUCGUCUCAAGGAGAUCGCGACGCAACUACAAGGGCUUUGCCAUGCAGGAGGCUUCUCUUUACAGAAGUGGAGCAGCAAUUGUCCAGAGGCUCUGCAUGAGUUAGGCAGAUCAACUGAAGAAGAAAUUAUCCAGUUCGAGGAGUCAGUCACCAAGGUACUUGGAUUGUGUUGGCAUCAAUCCACCGACACAUUCCGGUACAAAUCAAAGGAUUUUAAUACGACGACAAUCACCAAGAGAGUAGUCUCUUCAGAAAUAGCCCAGAUUUUUGAUCCACUGGGAGUUAUCGCACCAGUUGUCGUCCAGGGAAAGAUUGUCCUACAAGAUCUUUGGAGAUUGAAACUAAAAUGGGAUGAUCCUCUUCCAGAUGAGUAUGUUCAACGCUGGAAGACAUUCCGAGAGAAUCUCAACGACCUAGACAGAGUAACUGUACCUAGAUGGCUGAGAAUUUCAACAGAGACACUCAACAUCCAAAUUCAUGGAUUUGCAGACGCUUCAACGGUAGCCAUGAGUGCAGUGGUGUAUAUUCGCACCAAAACCAUCAACGACUCGACAUCAACAGUACUGGUAUGCGCGAAGACUAAGGUAGCACCACUCAAGCGCAUGACCAUCCCUCGACUAGAGCUCACAGCAGCUCUUCUACUGACUCAGCUAGUGGCAUCAACGAAGAAAAUGCUCCAACUCGACCAGGUAGACGCCUAUCUCUGGUCUGAUUCUUCAGUAGCACUAGCUUGGAUCAGGAGUCACGCAUCAAGAUGGAAGAACUUCGUCCACAACAGGGUCGUCAAGAUCCAGGAAACUCUCCCGAAUGCUACCUGGAGACGUGUCAGUGGAAAGGAGAAUCCAGCUGAUUGUGCCUCCAGAGGCAUAUCACCGAGCCAGCUAGAAGAUCAUCAACUGUGGUGGUCAGGACCUGAGUGGAUCAAUCAGGAUCCUGAAGAAUGGCCACAAUCAUCGAUCGACGCCCCAGGCAUGAACAUCCCAGAAGUGGCCAGAGAAGCAAAACCAGCACCAGCACAUCCAGUUGCAAUUAAAAUCAACGAAAUUGCAGAGCUACUCAACAGAUAUCAGACGAUGGCUAAAUUGCUAGCCGUAACAGCUACGGUCAACAGAGCUAUCGACAGAUUCAGGAGAUUCAGGAGGCAGCCAAUGCCCCCGGAACCUGUCUUGACAACAAGAGAACUCAACGAUGCGAGGUUAUUUUGGGUAAAGAUAACCCAACAUCAAUACUUUGAGCCAGCCAUUCGAGUACUCCAGAGAAAUCACCACCUAUCGAGAAAUUAUCAACUAGCCAAGCUGACACCCACACUAGACAACGAAAGGAUCAUGAGACUUGGGGGACGCCUCAAGAACUCGCAGUUAAAUCCAGACGAAAUUCACCCAUAA